Molecule: messenger RNA, 645 nt
Organism: Prunus mume (Japanese apricot)
Lineage: Eukaryota; Viridiplantae; Streptophyta; Magnoliopsida; Rosales; Rosaceae
Product: protein SRC2 homolog
Biological process (GO): defense response
Source: RefSeq, a predicted model, not a curated record
AUGGAGCAGAGGACGGUACAACUGGAACUCAUCUCAGCCAAAGACCUCAAAGAUGAUGUCAAUUUCUUUACCAAGAUGUCCGUAUACGCCGUCGUUUCAGUCCUCGGCUGCGACCACCGCAGCCAGCAGAAAACCAAAACCUUGGCGGUCAGAAACUGCGGCACUCAUCCCAAGUGGAACAACUUUCCCAUGAACUUCACCAUCGACGAGUACCUGGCCCAGCAGAACCGCCUCGCCCUCCUCUUUAGGCUCGUCUGCAAGCGCCGCCUUCUCGGCGACAAGGACAUAGGCCAAGUCGUUUCUCCCAUUAAGGAGCUUUUCGACGCCAUGGCUGACCCCAGUAAGUGCACCAUGACGUUUGCGGCUUACCAAGUUGUCAGAAAACCAUCAGGAAAGCCCAAAGGUGAACUCCACUUCUCUUACAAGUUCAGCGAUAAAGUCACCGUUUCACCGGCGGCGCCCCCGUACGCUCCACUGCUUUAUGCACCACCGCCGCAUCCUCUGCUGAUGUAUGCUCAGCCGCCGUAUGUGCAGCGGACAUAUGCUCAGCCGCCAUAUGCUCCACCACCAUAUGAUCCUCCUCUGCCUCCGAUUGCUCCGCCACCACAUGGAUAUGAUUACACUCCUUCGGCACCACCGGAAUAG